Molecule: messenger RNA, 897 nt
Organism: Cladophialophora psammophila CBS 110553
Lineage: Eukaryota; Fungi; Ascomycota; Eurotiomycetes; Chaetothyriales; Herpotrichiellaceae
Exons: 1
Coding region: 1-897 (298 amino acids)
Source: RefSeq, a predicted model, not a curated record
AUGACUGCACCCAAAGCUUUCCUGUUCGUGGACUCGUUUCCCGCCCGCACAGACAUAAGGGACAAGGAACUUCUUCGAGCUGAGGCCCUCUCUCAUGCAGCCAAAGCCUCCCAUCGCACAGACCGGCAAGUCGAUUCCACUGAUUUCGCCAGGCGGAAAAAAGCUUUCAAUGUGCAGAUAUCCAAGAAACCGCCAUUGCAACAGCAAGAACAACAAGAAGCAGUACCAACACCAUGGACCAAAGACCCCGAGGGCGGCGAAAAUGAACCUAGCCCUCAUCCGAGUCGCAAAGGGGGAGGCAGAUCUGACGCUGUGCAAAGGUGGCGUCUUCAAUCUGAGAAGCCAUUAAGGCAGCAUAGUGUUCGCGGCACUGGGAAGGGAUCCUCGCCCAGCAAAUGGUCGAACACCCACUGUCCAGCGAGCAUGGAGAUGACCAUCCCGAUGCACAAGGGCAACUCAGAUCCUUUUAAUUCUACUUCUAUCCCCUUUGCUGCUUUCGAUCUUUCUCUGGUCAGGGACGAUCGGCGGUGUCUUGUUGACAUUGUUUGGCCUGCAGAAAUCUGCAUGCGCAAGAACCACCUAGCACUGCUGGAUCGGUUGUGGACUGUCAUGCCCAGUAUCCUCGACUCUCCAGCCGUUGUCCACGCCGUCAUCAGCCACGCACACUACAGCAAGGCUAUGCGCUAUCUUACCUCUGGUCGACGCGACCAGAAUGCUCUCAUCCUGGCUGAGCACCAUAAGCUCCGAGCCGUGAGGAAUUUGCAGCAUCUGCUUGAGGCAUAUCGCCAAUUGGGCGGCCUCGAUUUGCUGAACAGAUCAGAGGUGCUUCACAGCUCGCCGCCUGUGGUGUCAUAUCUGGAGAUACUGGCUCUGCUCAGAUCCAUUUCGCCGGCGUGA